AUGCCAUUCCGAAACAGGGAGCACGCGCCAAAAACUACAAUCUCCACACAAGCUCGCAAUGAAUACAUUGAAUAUUGGGUACGCGACCUUGCCGCACACACAAAGUUGCUCCGUACCGUUGAUAAGAGUAUGUCAGAUGUUCCUCUUGAUGCACCAUCUUCAUGUCCUGGCACAAAGAGUGAUCAGGCAGGAAAAGCUUCCACUUGUGAAGGAUGUCCUAAUCAAUCUAUGUGUUCAAGCGGACAGGCUAAACUCCCUCUUUCUGAACGUGAACCGGAGACGAUUCAAACAAUCAAACGUCGUCUUUGCUCAGUUCGUUACAAAAUAAUUAUCCUAUCUGGCAAAGGUGGAGUGGGGAAAAGCAGUCUUUCUGUUUGCCUGGCUAGAGGACUCAGCCGACUUGAACGUAGUCAGAAGUCAGAUCAAGGUGGAUUAAAUAAUAAUUAUACUGUUGGAUUACUUGAUCUUGACCUGUGUGGGCCUUCUAUCCCAUGCAUGUUUGGGUGUAUGGAUGAAAAGAUACAUCAAAGUCAAUCGGGUUGGUCUCCUGUUUUUGUUACGGAAAAUCUUAGUCUCAUGUCUAUUGGAUUUCUACUGCCCAGUCCUGAUCACCCAGUCAUUUGGCGUGGACCUCGUAAAAAUACACUUAUUCGCCAGUUACUAACUGAUACUUCUUGGAUUGAAGAAGAAGAUGGUAAAUUGGAUCAAACUGCCAGUUUAGACUUUUUAAUUAUUGAUACUCCACCGGGAACAUCAGAUGAACAUCUUUCUGUUAUUCAGUAUCUUCAAGCUGCUAACUGUUUAGAUGGAGUGAUAAUUAUUACAACACCACAAGAAGUCGCUUUGUGUGAUGUUAGAAAGGAAAUCGAUUUCUGCCGAAAACUAUCAGUUCGAAUUUUGGGUAUCGUGGAGAAUAUGACCGAAUUUGUAUGCCCGUCAUGUAAACAUUCAGGUCCAGUGUUUCCGCCUACCACAGGUGGUGCAAAUUCUUUAUGCACUGCAAAUGGUGAUAAAGAAUCGGUAUCGUCAUCACCAUCAUUAGAUAUAGAGAUAUUGGGUCGUUUGCCUCUUGACCCACGAUUAACCAGAGCACUUGAUGAAGGUUUAUGUCCAUUUGAGCUGGCCGAAUCAAAUUCUCUCAUCAGCGAGCAGUUUCAAGAUUCAAACGAUACUGGGCUAAAAACUUCAGAUGCAGUUAUUGUUGCAUUCCAAGAGUUGUUCAACAAUCUCCUUAAGAAACUUCAUGACUGACUGAUUUCUUCGUCGCCGGUGCACUGAAGAAACAAUAAUUCCAUUGUACAGAACCUCGAUUUUUCUCAGCUAAUCAGAUUCGUUAGCAUUCAUUUAAUUAAAUAUAUAUAUUUUUGGAGAGAAUUCCCCUUAUUUCUACUAAUUUCUCGUCGAUGUUUACAUUCCUGAACACAAGGGUAUUUCAAACCAAGAGUUGUGAUUAAAAAAGAACCUUUGAAAGCCUUUUGAAAGGGGUACUAGAC
Messenger RNA from Trichobilharzia regenti, 1493 nucleotides. NCBI's taxonomy places the organism in Eukaryota, Metazoa, Platyhelminthes, Trematoda, Strigeidida, Schistosomatidae. The record is from the annotation of a GenBank genome assembly.